Ostrinia furnacalis (Asian corn borer) is the source of this 1389-nucleotide messenger RNA. RefSeq lists its product as uncharacterized. The transcript has 7 exons. The record is from RefSeq and is a predicted model, not a curated record. Bases 70 to 1389 code for a protein of 439 amino acids. NCBI's taxonomy places the organism in Eukaryota, Metazoa, Arthropoda, Insecta, Lepidoptera, Crambidae.
CUUUUUACGUUUACCACACAGGGCUCAGGCUCAGGGCUGAAGAGCCGUCUGCUGUUCCCCCUGCUGUCGAUGCUGGACGUGUCGUGCAACCUGCUGCGGUCGGUGCCGCCCGCCAUCCACGCGCUGGCCGGGCUCUCCGUGCUCAACAUCAGCGGGAACAAGGAAAUAACCGACCUCCCUCCACAAAUGGGUCUCCUAUCCCGCCUAUGGAACCUGAACGCUAGCGGUUGUUCGCUCCAAGAGCCUCUCCGCUCCAUGCUUCGUGGCGGGCGUUACAAGAGCGCCGACGUCGUCGGAUACUUGAAGUCGGUGCUGCAGGAGGCGCGGCCGUACACCAAUAUCAAGCUUAUGUUCGUGGGGUUACAGGGCAUCGGCAAGACAAGCUUACUGGAAUGCUUGCGCCAGGAGUCUGCCAUACAUCAUCGAAGAAAACCGACAGAUCACUGGGCCAAGCGCAUGGGCAACAAGACACCCAGGCGUGGGAACCUCUCAACCGUGGGCGUGGACAUCGGCACGUGGGUGUACGAGAAACAUCGCUCCACGCGUGGGCCCGUCACCUUUCGCACGUGGGACUUCGGCGGCCAGCAGGAGUACUAUGCAACACACCAAUACUUCCUGUCCCGCCGGUCGUUAUACUUGGUCGUAUGGAAAGCAACCGACGGCCGCAAUGGCCUCGCCGGCGCUAUCGAGUGGCUCAGGUCGAUACAAGCGCGCGCCCCCGGUUCACCCGUCAUCAUGGUUGCUACGCACUACGACCAAGUUGCCAAUGACAACACGGACACACCGGUGAAGGGCUUGAAUGACGAAGGUUCUAAUCCAGGCCAAGCUAAGAGUCAAGAAUACAGCCCCAGCGGUGAUACGUCUGAAAUAAACGUCAACUGGGGUAAAGAGUUGGUCGCAGCGAUAAGUGCACUGCGGGACGAAACAAAGAACCUGCGUGAGGAAAUAUCCAACCUGCGUAUCGAAUUAGGAGAAAUUAAAACUGAGCUUUCGACAUGCAAGUCAAAUGUAAGGGAAAUCUCCAAAUCCGUAGCUGCCUUGGACCAGCGAAUAGGUGCCCUGGAGAACCAGCAAAAGCCUGAGGGCUCAAAUGUGGGACUGGAACUGACAAUCACUGAACUCAAAAACGAGAUUGAUAAUCGGGAUCAGCUAUUAUUAUCGAACGAACUCGAGAUAUCGGGAAUCACAGAGAAUGAACAUGAAAGCCCGCUCCAUAUCGUGAAAACAAUUGCUUCUAAGAUUGGCGUUGACAUACAAGACCAAGAUGUGGCAGAUGUGUUCCGGUCGGGUCCGCGACGCUUAAUCGCCGAUAGCAGCGAUAACGCGGCGAUCUCUGUCUACAACCGAUAUGGGCUUGCCGGGCCCGCGGUCCAAUAUUUAUUUGAAUGA